AUGUCGAGUCUUGAUAGUUACUACACUGCGGAAACAUCGAAGCAGGUAAAUCGAACGACCACAAGGCAUACAACAUGUCUGAGACCUUGCCUAACUCCGUAUGCUUCAGAUGAUGGUUUCUUCGUGCGUGGCGUCACAGCCAACACCGCCUCUCAACCGGACAAGCCAGCUCCUCGGCGCAAGAUGGUAAUCAUCUCCGUGCUCAUCGAGCAUCCCACUGAAGGUCUCAUCCUGUUUGAGACCGGUGCCGGGCAAAAUUACCCUGAAGUCUGGGGUGCACCUACCAAUGACAUUUUCGCUCGAUGCGAUUACACCGAGGAGCAUGAGCUACCAGCUCAAAUCGCCAAGACUGGCCACGAAAUCAAGGACGUGAAGGCUGUGAUCAUGGGCCACCUGCAUAUCGACCAUGCUGGCGGUCUGGAGAACUUCAAGGGCACUGACGUCCCAAUCUAUGUUCACGAGAAGGAGAUCAAGCAUGCUUUCUACUCCGUCGCUACCAAGUCUGAUCUGGGUGUUUAUCUACCCAAGGACUUGGAUCCGAAUUUGAACUGGAAGGCAGUACAUGGUAGCUUUUUGGAACUCGCUCCUGGCAUUAAUUUGAGGCAUUCUCCGGGACACACGCCGGGAUUAAUGAUCAUGCAAGUCAAUCUUAGGGAGAGCGGAACCUGGAUUUUCACGACGGAUCAAUACCAUGUUCACGAGAAUUACGAAGCAGACGUGCCCCAGGGCUGGCUGGCUCGUGACCAUGAUGAUUGGGUCGCUUCUCAUCAGAUGAUCAAAGCUUUGCACAAACGCACCAAAGCAAACAUGGUCUAUGGGCAUUGCGCAGAAACAUUCUGGAAGUACAAAGUCGCGCCGCACGCAUAUCAGUAA
This is a messenger RNA of Pseudocercospora fijiensis CIRAD86, 873 nucleotides long. RefSeq lists its product as uncharacterized. The transcript has 3 exons. NCBI's taxonomy places the organism in Eukaryota, Fungi, Ascomycota, Dothideomycetes, Mycosphaerellales, Mycosphaerellaceae. The record is from RefSeq and is a predicted model, not a curated record. Bases 1 to 873 code for a protein of 290 amino acids.